Molecule: messenger RNA, 411 nt
Organism: Mucor mucedo
Lineage: Eukaryota; Fungi; Mucoromycota; Mucoromycetes; Mucorales; Mucoraceae
Exons: 1
Coding region: 1-411 (136 amino acids)
Cellular component (GO): nucleus
Source: RefSeq, a predicted model, not a curated record
AUGGUAUUCGAAUCAGUUGCAUCAGCCACUGCAGAAACUUCAAUAACAGAAACUACCGAGCCUGCCACAACCACAGGAGCAGCGAUAAAAAGAAAACCACUUUCCGCUUCCGGCACAAAAGAGACAAAAAAGCAAAAAAGAAGCGAAGUAUAUGAAUGUCCCAUUUGUAAAUGGGUAUUCAAAAAAAAAUUCAACUUGGAUACGCAUGUAAAAACACAUGAUAGAAUCCGUAUGGGAAACUUUAGUUGUCCAGAUUGCACAAAGUCUUUUGCUCGAAAGCUACAUCUAACCAGACACAUCAAAACAGUGCACCAGAAAAUAAAAGAACAUGUCUGCGGUUUUUGCGGCACUCAAUAUACCCGAGCAGACAAUCUCAAAAAGCAUGUCGAAAAAAAGCAUCCGAACAAUUAG